AUGACGCACUACCGCCUGGAACCUGGAACUUCAGGAGUUCGCCCAAGGCCCAAGGCCCAAGAGCGAGCUUGGCUUGAGUUGGUCAGCGAGCCAUCGGGCCGUCUGUACAGCAUACCGGCAGAGGGCGCUGCAGACUCAUCCGGACAAGGACGCGAGAUAGGCCAUGCUGGAGAGGCGCUUCUUGUGCUUGGCCUUCAGGGUGGGAGCCAUGAUGCCUACGUCCGGGUCCGCCAGGCCUUCGAGGUGCUUCCCCAAUGCUUACUCUCCGCCUCUUGCGGUUCCUCACGGCAACGACCGGCGGAGGUGCUCAGCGACCAAAGGCUUCGUGCUGACUACGAUGCCGGACUUCGGGCGGCUGGAGAAGAAGGCGAAAAGAUACCACAUACCGCACAGUCGCGCGAUGAUAUGAACAAGAUGAACAGAUGCCGAGCGGCUUGCGCCGAGCUGGCUCCGCCGAAUGUGGAUCCUCGGAACCGCUUGUCUUGUGCCUCGCUGAGCGAUGCUGUGCCAAGAGAGCUGGGCAUCGACAUCGCAGAAACUGAGGAUGGGACGGUCGUCGGUAUGAUGGAUCUUCCCGAGUCUGCAUGGGCAGCCGCACUGGAGACACACGUUGCGCAGGUCCUGGAAUGUUGCCGGAAGCACUUGCAAAGAUCGCGGGAGAUGCCGAAUCUUCAUGGCAACGCUGCCAAAGAGUCUGCCGCAGUUCCUGCUGAAGGUCCGGCUGUUCGAGGCCUCUAUCAGACCAAGCGAGGCACCUGGGAAGUCAGCCUGUCCAUCCGAAGAGUCCAAUGCGCUAUUUUCAAUGUGCGCGACAUUGAAAGAGCGCACGAUUGGCACGUCGCCCUCGCCAGCGACUUAGAAUUCCGGCCACUUCUGGCAAAACAUGGCAAUGCUGACUCGCAGAAGGUCGAGCUCCGGCGGAAGGCCGGCUCGUGGCCGCCGCAUUCCGCCACGGCCGCAUUCUUUGCUUCAAUCUUCGAUUCCCAGGUCGACGAGAAAACCACUUCGGCACCCUCGGAGCGUGAAGCUUUCAGAGAAGCCCUUGAAGAAGCCUACGAUGCCGACCCGGAACUUAGAUUAGUUCUGCAGUUCCGGGUUAGCAUCCGAGAGGCCGGAUGGUCACACGACAUCGCCAGAGAGAUUCGGGAUGCCAAGACCUACGAGAAGAAGCAGAAGGACCUUGAGAAAGCCAAACAGGCCGCGAUGCUCCAGGAGGUCUUGGUCGCCUUGGAGCAAUUGCGGCGCGAGGAGGCAGCACGACAGCGCAAACCUGUCCCUCUGGCUCUGCCAGCACCUGAAGAACCGCUCCGGGUGCUUCCGGCUCCGGGUGCAACGGAGGAGGCAGCGGAGCCUGAGGAUUCUCUGCGAGCUCCACCAGGGUCCCUGCAGACCCAACUUCCCGAGAGCCAGGCAGAGGAGGUCGAUGGCUGCGUUGUCCCGAUGAAGGGCUUCGCAAAGUUCUGUCGGGCCAUGUCGUUGUCAAAGCCACAACGUGAACAGCUUCGCAAGCGGGUGCAAAACGAUAUGGAGGUGCAAAACGCUAUUCGGGAGGCCAUAGUUCGCCACUCUGGAAGUCUCCGCGGAGCUCCGGCCUUGAAGGACAAGCCUGCCAAUGUUCCUGCCGCUGCAUCCAGGAUUGAAGGAGGUUGCUCAGCCUUGGUGGCCUAUGCUCAGCCAUCUCGAGGACCCCCCGCGCGGAAGAAAGGAUUGCUGGAACUCUUGCUGGAGAAGCACGAGGCAGCCUUCUACCCCGGCUUGCUCACCAUCUGUGAGCUCGUCAGAGUUACAACGACCUCUCGGCGUGCCUACAGUGCAUCUGCUGGUGCAACCAAGCGCCAGUUGGCAAAUUUUCGGCUUGCCGACUUCGGUCGGACUACUGCGAGGUCAAAGCGCGGACGAGUGCUGCCGGGAGGAGAGCAUCGCGAGUUGAGGAUGCUGCAGGAAUGCUUCCGGACAAGGCGAUUCGCCCUGCAGAUUCAGCAUUUAGAUCUGUCGACUCUGGAGAUGUCGUCCAUCAGCAAACAAGACUUCCAGUACAUGUUGGGAUGUCUACCGAACCUGGUGUCUGUCAUCUUUCCCAGCCGAGGUUGGGCAGGCACGCUUCAGCUCCGGACCUUUGUGAACAUCGCAAAGUCGCUGAAGGUGAGCAUCGGGGCCCUCAAGGGCGAUCUCAUGAUCCUCAGAGGUGCAGCGCAAAGGUCUACGGAUGAAGCUCGACCAACGCCACUAGCCAUAACAGCAGGAGAAACGGCCACACCGCCAAGUCGAAAGCGACCUCGCGUGGAGGUGGCCGGUGCGCCCACGCCCCGUCCUCGCAGAUCAACAAGACGCGAGGCACAGACAGACAGUGACGCCCUGGGCUUUCGUGCUGCGCUGGAAGACGUACGUCAGUCUUCCGAAAGACGUAUCCUGCCGGGAACCGUGCCGGCUACUGCCCACUCCGCGCCUGCGAAUGGUCAGACCUUUGCACCACUCCCGGAAUCGCACCGCUCGCCGGACCUGCAACCGGCGGUGCAGGCAUUGCGUUCGGGAGGAUUGAGGCGCAGGAAGGAGAUAACGGAGAAUCAGCGAGAUUCCAGAGACCGGCACGCUGGUAGUCACAGUUUCUGGUGGCCCGAACGGCGUUGA
This is a messenger RNA of Symbiodinium sp. CCMP2592, 2628 nucleotides long. Lineage: Eukaryota; Dinophyceae; Suessiales; Symbiodiniaceae. The record is from the annotation of a GenBank genome assembly.